AUGGUGAAGAAGAAUAGAGGAGGUUUCAUCAGCUGUGAGAUAUUCCAGGAGCCAGAAUCAGCUGCACCUGGAGGGAUGGAGGGCUCACUGAUGGGGACUCAACAGAAGAUGGAGAGGAAGCAGAAGCCACAGGAAAUGGAAGUUUCAGAGCUUCUGAAGGCUAUAGAGGAAAUGAAUAAAGCCACAAAAAGCUGCUUUUCCCUGGAUAUGUACUGGGAGGCACAGCUGGCCAGGCACAAGACUGAGCUGGAGGAGAAGGACCAGAAGAUCAGAGAAUUAGAAGAACGCAUUGAUGGCACAUCACUGGGUGUUGAGGGUAAAGAUCAGAGCUGUCUGAGGAUUGUGCUUGUGGGGAAGACAGGAAAUGGGAAAAGUGCCACAGGAAACACCAUACUACAGAGUGAGAAGUUCCUGUCUGAGUCCAGUUCAACAUCAGUGACUACCUGCUGUCAGAAAAGAGUAGGGGAAGUAGCUGGCAGGCGUGUUUCUGUAGUUGACACACCGGGUCUCUUUGACACAUCAAUGUCUAAUGAGGAGGUCCAGGAGGAAAUAGCCAAAUGCAUCUCCUAUUUGGCCCCAGGACCUCAUGUGUUUCUCCUGGUGCUACAGAUUGGGAGAAUCACAAAGGAGGAGAAGGACACAUUGCAGCUCAUUAAGAGUACCUUUGGUAAAAUGGCUGAAAUGUUCACCAUGGUUCUGUUCACAAGAGGGGAUGAUAUUAAUAAACCAAUUGAAAGUUUCAUUGAAAACGGUGAUGCUACAAUCCAGAAUCUGAUUAAAGGCUGUGGAGACAGGUUUCAUGUCUUCAAUAAUAAAGACAAGAGCAACAUCACCCAAGUGUCUGAGCUGCUGCAUAAGAUAGACAUGAUGGUGCAGAAGAACGGAGGAGGCUGCUACACCAAUGAGAUGUUCCAGGAGGCAGAAAUGACCAUAAAGAAAGAAUGUGAGAGAAUACUGAGAGAGAGAGAGGGAGAGAUGCAGAGAGAGAGAGAGGAGCUGCAGGCAAAACAUGAAGAGGAGAUGAAAGAGAUGAAGGGAAGGAUGGAAGAGCAGAGACUUAAAGAAGAGGGAGAAAGAGCCCAUCGGGAAAAAGAGCUGAAAGAAAAAGAAGAAAAUUUAAGGAAAGAGCGUGAGGAGUGGCAGAAAAAAGAAGAGGAAGAAAAAGAAAAAACAGCUGAGGAAGAGAAAAAGAGGAAGGAAAUACAAGAAAUAGAGUGGAAGAAAAAAAUAGAUGAGAUAGAGGGAGAGAAAAGCAGAAUGAAUGAGGAGUGGAAAAGAAAGGAAGAGGAAGAGAAGAAGAAGGAGAGAGAGAGACGAGAUAAAGAGGAUGAGCAGAGAAGAGAGGAGGAGAGAGAAAGGCUGGCAGAGCUGCAGGAGGAAUUUGAGAGGGAGCGAGAAGAAGAGAGACAGAAGAGAAAGAAGAAGGAUCAGCAUUUCAUUGCAGCCAUCAGGUGCGCGGCAUUCUUCUCCAGGGGUGAUGUGCCAUACCACCAGUGGAUGGACCAAGUCCUCGACCUGUUUAAGAAGAUAGAAAUGAUGAACUGGGACAACGGAGGAAGCUGCUACACUUCUCAGAUGUUCCUGGAGGCAGAAAAGGCAAUGAUGUGA
Molecule: messenger RNA, 1608 nt
Organism: Conger conger (European conger)
Lineage: Eukaryota; Metazoa; Chordata; Actinopteri; Anguilliformes; Congridae
Product: GTPase IMAP family member 4-like
Exons: 5
Coding region: 1-1608 (535 amino acids)
Molecular function (GO): GTP binding
Source: RefSeq, a predicted model, not a curated record